UAACCAUCAACGAAGAGAUGGAAGACGACGACAUCGACGCCCGGGAGAUGCAGAGACGCGCGCUGGAAGAAGCCUUUGGAGAAUCCUCGGACAGCGGCGGCGACAACGACGACGAAUUCGAAUCCUCCUCCUCCUCCCGAUUCUCCCUCCUCCACUGCUUGAAGCAGGGGGAUGGAGUCCCCCUUAGUUGGGAGAUGGUCGACGGAGUCAAGGGUUUGUGGCUCUGCCGAGGCUUCCUCUGCUCGGCUCAGCAGUCCUCUUUGCUAUCGGCGAUCCGACGAGAGGGGUGGUUCGAUGGAGGUUGUCACAAUCAGGCUAUGAGAUUUGGGGAUCUUCCAGGAUGGGCAGUUGAAAUUUCCGGAUUAGUUCGUGAGGCAGUGUGGUCUGGUGACACAUCUUCAGGAGAAGGCAAGGAAUCAAGUCUUGGAAAUCAUCACCAAGAAGCUUGUUGGCCAUUGCCGCUGGAUUUGCUUUGGAGGGAACCCCUUUUUGAUCAACUAAUUGUCAAUGUCUACAACCCAGGUGAGGGAAUUUGUGCACAUGUGGACCUCAUGCGUUUUGACGAUGGAAUCGCGAUAAUCUCAUUAGAAUCUGCAUGUGUGAUGCAUUUCACACGGUCCAAACAAGAGGAAGGUAACAAUGAAGGACAAGGCGAAGAGGGUUCCUUGUUGAGGGUCCCCGUUUUCUUGAGCCCAGGAUCAUUGGUUCUUAUGUCAGGGGAAGCACGGUAUCUCUGGAAGCAUGAAAUAAACCGGAAACAGGGGUUUCAGUUGUGGGAAGGAGAAGAAAUACAUCAACAGAGAAGGACUUCUGUGACUCUGAGGAACCUCUGCAGAUCACCCAAUGAAAACGUGAAAGCUGACUGAAGAAGCCAGUGAUUCUUCCAAAAACAAGAAGAGAGGGCCCCUAUGACUUGAAGAACUGAUCCAAAUAGAGCCCAGUUUUGCAAUGACAGGUAUGUUUUAUGGUAAGCAUAGAUUGCUUUUCAACCAUACAAAAGAUGAAUGGAUUGUCCAAUUAAAUUGAGAACAUUUUGAACAUGAUCAGUUUUAAUCACUGUUCUUCACUAGGGCUUUGCAAUUUGUUCUUUCUCUCUGUUAGUAGCAUAAAGUUGAAUCAAUGCCUGUCCUUUUGCCAGAUUGGGUUUGAAGCAAUGGUUGUCUUACAGAAAAUGCACUUGGCAAAGUCAAUUUAGCAGUAACUGCUGGUGUUAGGUUAUUUAUUCUCUGAAUACAGUCCUCACUGUAACAAUAUUAUUGCCUCCAUUCCUCACUGCUGCAUCUCCAUUUAAUCUUCUCAGUUAUUUCUACACCUAUGAGGAUUGUUAGAGCACAACCCCUAUUCUCCUAUUUGGUACUGGAAAUUCAGAUCAAAAUGUUCACCUGUCAAUCAAAGAUGUUGUCUAAUGUAUCCAUUGUUCCGACUCCAAUGAUCUUUGAGCUUUCAUGAUUUACUCCAUGUUGGGAAAUCAAAUCAUGUAAACCUUCAAACCAUCACUUCUCUUUAGUAGUAUAUAAUGAUUUCAUUUCUAGUUGAA
Messenger RNA from Musa acuminata AAA Group (dessert banana), 1537 nucleotides. RefSeq names its product alkylated DNA repair protein ALKBH8 homolog. Gene Ontology annotation, biological process: DNA damage response. The coding region runs from base 18 to 866 and encodes 282 amino acids. The transcript is spliced from 6 exons. NCBI's taxonomy places the organism in Eukaryota, Viridiplantae, Streptophyta, Magnoliopsida, Zingiberales, Musaceae. The record is from RefSeq and is a predicted model, not a curated record.